Sphaerulina musiva SO2202 is the source of this 2619-nucleotide messenger RNA. Its product is annotated as kinesin-domain-containing protein. Gene Ontology annotation, biological process: mitotic spindle organization; microtubule-based movement. The record is from RefSeq and is a predicted model, not a curated record. Bases 28 to 2241 code for a protein of 737 amino acids. Lineage: Eukaryota; Fungi; Ascomycota; Dothideomycetes; Mycosphaerellales; Mycosphaerellaceae. The transcript has a single exon. Gene Ontology annotation, molecular function: microtubule binding; ATP binding; microtubule motor activity.
GGUAUCUUUCAGCGGCAUACUAACAACAUGUCAGUGAGAGUAGUGGCACGGAUCCGCCCUCUACUCGCGAAGGAAAUCGAGAAGGAUGUCAUUGUCGACGCGGCGAAGGCUCCAGGCGAGACGGGCGACCACGAGUCGAUAGUCCGGAUACCGAAUCCGCGAAAAGAGUCGGAGCUGUUCACCUUCGACUUCUCGUCGGUCUACGGACGACACGCCACGCAGCAGGACAUUUUCGAAAAGGAAGUCUCGCCGACCGUCAAGCACCUGUUCAAGGGCUUCGAUGUCACGCUCUUCGCAUAUGGCGUCACAGGGACGGGAAAAACACACACCAUGCGAGGUGGAAAGAGUAUGGCGGAUCGAGGCGUCAUUCCGCGACUGCUAUCUAGCAUCUACCGCCGAGCGCGCAAGGUGGAAAAGGACAGUGCGGGCGAGACGCAGGUCGAGGUGCACAUGAGCUAUUACGAGAUCUACAAUGACCGCGUCUUCGACCUCUUCGAGCCUCCGGAAAAACGAACGAUAGCCGGACUGCCCAUCAGAGACACGUCCAAAGGGAAAGCCGUCAUUGUCGGCUUGACAGAACGACCAUGCACGAGCUUGAAAGAGUUUGAGAACCUAUACGACGAAGCGAACCUGAAUCGAUCGACUUCAGCUACCAAGCUGAACGCGCACUCUUCCAGAUCCCAUGCUAUUCUGUGCGUCAAGGUCACGCAAGCAACGGGAGAAGAGCUGCGAGUGAGCACUGCAUCAUGUAUUGAUCUUGCCGGAUCAGAGGAUAACCGGCGAACGGACAACAACAAGGAGCGUCUCGUGGAGUCCUCGGCCAUCAAUAAAAGCUUAUUCGUAUUGGCGUCCUGUGUAGAAGCAAUCUCACAGAAAAAGUCGCGUGUGCCGUACAGAGAGUCAAAGAUGACUCGUAUACUUGCUCUGGGGCAAAACAAUGGCCUCACUAUCAUGAUAUUGAACCUGGCCCCAGUUAGGAGCUACCACCUCGACACCUUGAGCAGUCUCAACUUCGCAAAUCGCACCAAAAAGAUCGAAGUCAACGAGAUUGAGAACCAACCAUUUUUCAAGGAGGGGAAAGGCAAGGACGUGAAGAUGGCCUUGUCUUCUGGACCCGCCAUGAAUCGACAGCCACUACGACCCAAGCUGCUCUCCCAAAGUAGUGCGCUCAAUGAUGUAUCGAAUGUGCCUAAGCCGGUCAAACAAUUUGCAGUCUUUGCAGACAAGCCCGUGAAGACGAAACCUGCGAACCUCGCCAACACGGCCUCUUCUAGAACAGUCCUCCCAGGAAUCAAGUCGCCAAAACGAGUCGCUAGUAGCGAGGCGAUGAACGCUCUGAGCAGGCCGUCCAAGUCGAUCAAGACGAAUAAUGCGUCCCGACCGCUGCAGUCCUCCAUGACAAGCGAUAGCAUUGAAGCACUUAUCGAACGUAAAGUCGCAGAAGCGCUAGCUGGUCGAGUUGAUCAGAACCUCUCAGUCACCACUCAGGAACCCAUCUCGGAUGAAGUACAGAAGCGGCUAGACGCACUCGAGAAACGUGUCGAGGGCCAAGAAACAGAGCGCGCAGAGGGGCUUCAAUUUUUGCUGAUGGCAAAGCAGCACCAGGUGCGGGGAGAGGACGCUAGCGCUGUGAAGAUGUACCAGUUAGCACUUCCCUACUUUCCUGGAAACGAAAAGUUGGCACGUAAGCUGGCGGCUUUGCAAGAGAGGAUUGCUGCCAGGACUGCAGAGAAGAUGGCUCAGCGAUUCAGCCCGGCGCCAGUCACGAGACGAAGUCGAUAUGCCGAAGAUGAGGACGAAAGCUACCACGAAGAGCAGGAUGAUGUGCACGCCGACGAGCAGUACGAAGAGGAAGAUGAUGAGUUCGCGUACCGGCCCAGAACAAAGAUUAGGCAGCGUUCAAAGCCAACAGAUCGCGCGCUGGUACCGCCUCCGCGCCAUGUUGAGCCUGCGAAAUAUUCAUCUGUCCCCGACGACAACGACUCUGAAGACGAAUUAGCCGCUUCGCUUUUGUCUCAAACUCCGAGGACAAAGCAGUUACUCAGCAUUAUUAACACGAAAGAUGUCAGCCAGAUCAAGCUCCUGAAGGGAGUCGGGGCGAAAAAGGCCGAAGCCAUUGUGAACUGUCUUUGCGAUUUGGACGAUAGUGUCACCAAUUUGGGACAGCUUGGGAAGCUGAAAGGCGUCGGAGUCAAGACGGUAGAGAACAUGAGGGUUGGUCUCGGUGCGCUGGAGUUUUGAGAAUUGCGUGAGUGCACUAUUGCUUGUUUGAGGACCUUUGUGUUCAUCUCGUAUCGCUUCCGCAUCUGCUCUGGGUUCAGCAAGCGUGGCGCUGGGGGAUUUGUACAUUUGCAUAGGAGAUGGAGUUUUAGCAUUGCUCUGGGUUGAAAGGCAGAAAAAGAUAGUCUCUGCCCAGACAGUCCCAUCAUGGACCUAGAAAUAUCGUGUGAACGAUUCCCGUGUACACUGUACAGUACCUGCAGAUCUAACAUCACUCUCGCGGCUUUGCCAUUUCUGUUUUCGAGGGUUUUAUUUGCCAGAACAGCCCUGAACGACAGUCACGACAGUGACGACACUGGCAGGGCCUCAGGAUUCGCUGAGAGGUUGAACACACUUCGG